GAGGAAGCUCUUCUUUAGAUUUAAACAGCUCUUUGAAAAAAAAUAUAUAUAUAGGCUAUAACCUAACCUUAGCCUAACUCUCACAACUUCCCACUACCUUUUUUACAAUUGUAUGAUUGCCUGCUACUGUAGAGCAGGUCUUCAAGUCAAAAACUUCUACUGAAGAUGCAUAAGAGAUAUCACUAUGCUGAUUUGGGUUGGGCAGUGUAUGUGAUGGCCAGUUUAGCCCUAUCCGAUAGUCUACUAAUAAUCCAAGCAGAAUGCAAUGAAGAUGUCUCUAUGAAGUGUGAAGCUGUCCAGGAUAAGAGCUAUCGAUCUGUUACAUGGUAUAAGCUGAACAACCAGACUGGUAUUAUCAGAAGAAGUAACGGUGAGAAGCCAUAUCCCUUUAGAUUUCCCCGACCUGCAAGGUUUGGACCAAUGGACAGUCUAGUUCUUCCCAGAGUCAGGCCUGAGGAUGCAGGGAUAUACCAGUGUCUCCUCAGGGCCAACAUAGGACAGACUAACAGAGAUUCAAAGGUCACCCUCAAUGUAUCUACAGAUUGUGUGAUCCAUACUACAGUGGCAGUGACAGCAUGGCAGAAUGUGACUCACACUACCUCAAUGUGUCCCAUGCAAUUGGUUGAGGUCUCUGUCAUAUGGACUUCAUGUGGAUUCUUGAUUCUGGGCCUUGUCAAAAUUGCUCUGUGUCUCAUCUCUAUGGGGGUUGUUCGAAACAUCAAGAGGAGUCAUAGCAGGAGAAAAAAACAACAACAGUGGUAAAGAAAAUCUUGGUCACAAAGCCACGUUCUGAGCGCAAGCGGUCUCAAGAACUGCUGGAUGUUAGGUCUCUGGAAACAUUUGUUAAGCUGCGUUAACACAUGCAGACCAAUUCUGAUUUUUUCCCCCGAUCACAUCAGAUCUUUUCACAUCAGAUAUUUUUCAGCACUGAUUGAAUUGGUCAAAAAUAUCAGAAUUGGGCUACCUGUGUAAACACAGCCCUAGAGAGUUCACUAUGUCACCUGGAUAAAAGUUUACAUUUGUGACAGAUGUAAUCACUUAAAGUAAAACCAAACAAUGUAACGAAAGGUGUAAAUAUCUGCUUCAAAUAUAUUUCUGCUUUGUUUUGCUAAAAUCUUGCAGUAAUACCCUGAGCAGCUUUCCAGCAAAUGCAGUUCUGUAUACUUAUUGUAGACCCUACUUAUCACAGACUACCGUAUCGAUUUUAUUCUGCCAAUACCAGAGUUGAUGAGUGAAGAUGCAUUGUUUUGAUUUUCCUUCCAACCACUUUGUGAAAACUUUGAUGCUGAUGAGGUAUGAUUCAUGUCCAGAAUAGCCAGUAGCCCCUGCUGAUUGUGCCUUAUUGAGUAAACUCAACGCUGUUCAAACAGCAGGAUGCUGUGAGGACAACUUAGGGCAGGGGUUCUCAAACUUUUUUGGCCCACAACCGAAUUUUGAUAUCUGAAAAUUCUUGCAACCCCAAUCAUGUGAAAAAUUAUGUAAAAUUAUGUAAUUAACAGCCAAUGUUAACUUUUUUACUUAGGGCUCUGGAGGUCAAUUGAAUAACAUUCUAACAGUAUUUCUGAUUGUCUUCUCAACUCAUCAUCACAUACUUUUAAUGUGGGGCUAAUGACAGUCAAUUGCAAGUUAGUCUGACAUAAUGUAUCCUAUCUCACCACCACUAAUGAGAUGGAUGUGUUUGAUGCAUGUCGAGUCGGAGCUUCUCAAAGUCAGGGGACGUGGUCAACAGCGCACACCGCAUCUCUGCUGUCACAUCCAACCUGGAUCAAUAUUUGGUUUUAAUGCAGACGAGAGCACUGAAACCAGCUUCACACACAUAUUAGGUGGCGAAGAGUAGCCUACCAUGAGUUUUAUGGUGCUUUCAAGACAACUGGGAACUCAGAAAAGUACGAGGUCAAAUCAUGACGUCAGUGAUUGUUAGGUCGGAAAGUUGGAGCUCUAGAAAAUUGGAAUUCCCAGUUGGAGCACUUUUCUUUCCAAGUUCCUAGUUGUCUUCAACGCACUGAAGUCGGACAUUUCCGAGUUCCCAGUUCCUAGUUCCCAGUUGUUUUGAACUCAAUCAUUAAUGCUCAGAGGGAGACGGCAGGGUAUUCCCUUUGAGUCAGGAACCAAAACUCCUCUGUAGUGAGCUUGAAUGCAUUGUCUUCAGCAUUCGGUCACAUGACAGUUCAUCAGCGCUUCAAUUUCACUUACCAGCAUGUCAACUGAGCCAGGGUCACAGCCAAACGAAUUGGGAAGUAAAGUAGGUCCCAAAGUGCUCUUCGAAGCGUUGGAGGUAAGCAGUCAUCACUCGUGUGGGACACUUACUGAUGCUGUUUUCCAGUUAUUUUCUUUUAAUUACACAGAAAGUCAACCAAGUCUGUAUUCUUUAGAUCCGUUGUGAAUGACAGUACCUCUCUUAAUAUGAAAAAUCUUUCCAAAAUUCCCCCUCAAUAACCACCAAGCCUCGGUGUGAAAUCGAACAUUGUCAUGCUCUGAUCCAAUAUCUUCAUGUAGUUUUGCGAACAGGUGUACAAGUACAAGGAUCUGGUUUGAUGUAGUUUACAAUCAAAGUUACCUGCUGCAGUAAAUUCUGUGCUCAGCUCUUUUGCCACCAGUUGCUCUCGGUAUAUCAUACAAUGGUCCAUAUGGCAGAGGGAGAUCCAUUCAUAACUGCAGAGGCCUGCAUGCCGUCCCGCCAUAGAUGGAGCCCCAUCUUUGCAAAAGCCCACCAUUCAAUCCCAUAUGGAAUCUGUUUUCAUCAAUACAGCCAUGCAGCACACUGAACAUCCUCUAUGCCGUUUCAUGCUCUGGAAUCGUGAGAAAGAACAAUAUGUCCUCGUGAAUAGCAUCCCCGAAAUGUAUAGCGAACAAAAGUCAAUGCAUGGGCAACUCGGCCCUCACAGCUAACAUCCAUUUGGAGAGCAUAAGCCGUUUGUGUAGUUCAGUCAGAGUUCCCUCUUGAUUGCUAGCAAGCUGUUGCAGGGUAGCCUAGUGGUUAGAGCAUUGGACUAGCAACUGGAAAGUUGCAAGUUCAAAUCCCCAAGCUGACAAGGUACAAAUCUGUCAUUCUGCCCCUGAACAGGCAAU
Oncorhynchus tshawytscha (Chinook salmon) is the source of this 3069-nucleotide messenger RNA. RefSeq lists its product as uncharacterized. The coding region runs from base 166 to 762 and encodes 198 amino acids. The record is from RefSeq and is a predicted model, not a curated record. The transcript has 5 exons. NCBI's taxonomy places the organism in Eukaryota, Metazoa, Chordata, Actinopteri, Salmoniformes, Salmonidae.